Magnolia sinica is the source of this 792-nucleotide messenger RNA. RefSeq names its product ABC transporter B family member 9-like. The transcript has 4 exons. Lineage: Eukaryota; Viridiplantae; Streptophyta; Magnoliopsida; Magnoliales; Magnoliaceae. The record is from RefSeq and is a predicted model, not a curated record. Gene Ontology annotation, molecular function: ATPase-coupled transmembrane transporter activity; ATP hydrolysis activity; ATP binding. The coding region runs from base 1 to 792 and encodes 263 amino acids. Gene Ontology annotation, cellular component: membrane.
AUGGAGAAAUGGGAGGCCGAAUUGCGGAUCUGUGUCGAGAAGCUGCGGCAGAACGUUGAGGAGCGGGAUGAGAUGAUCCGGUUCAUGUCGAGGAAGGCGGAUGAGGAGGAGGAUGUGAAGGAAGCAAAGAUCCAUGGGCACGGAUCGAAGAGCAGGGCCACGUUUGGCAGGAAUGUGGAAGAAGGCGGCGAUUUAGGGGAGUAUUGCACGGAUUUUUCGAGGAUGGGGAGAAUUAGGGUUUCGCAGGGGUUGGAUCCGGAAAAUGCAGCAGAGAUGGAAGCAGCAGCAACAGCAACAAGCCCUGAUGCAACAGGCGUUGCUACAGAAGCAGCAGCUUACCAUCCCGGCGUCCUCGCGGCUGCCAUGUCUCAGCUCCCAACACAAUAUUACAUGGCAAUGGUAAGACAUCCAGGGCGAGCAACAACAUACAAGAUGUUUGAGACCAUCAAAUGGAAACCAGAGAUCAACGCAUACGACACAAGUGGAAUUGUGUUGGAAGAUAUCAACAGUGAUAUAGAACCGAGAGAUGUUUGCUUUAGCUACCCUGCAAGACCUGACAUUCAUGUAUUUUCUGGGUUCUCGUCGCAUGUUCCAAGCGGCACGACUGUGGCUCUAGUUGGAGAGAGCGGCAGUGGGAAGUCAACAGCGAUCAGCCUGUUGGAGAGGUUUUAUGAACCCCAAGCUGGUGAAGUGCUCAUAGAUGACACCAACUUGAAGAAGCUGCAGCUUGGAUGGAUUAGAGAGAAGAUCGGUCUUGUUAGCAAGAGCCCAUCUUAUUCACAACUACUAUAA